This is a messenger RNA of Cooperia oncophora, 798 nucleotides long. The record is from the annotation of a GenBank genome assembly. Lineage: Eukaryota; Metazoa; Nematoda; Chromadorea; Rhabditida; Trichostrongylidae.
AUGAUAAGUGGACCUUUCUGUGUUUGUGUGCUUUCCAGUGUUCCAUUAAAAGAGCUGCACGACUUCAAAAGAGCGAAGCAAUUGGCGAAGAAUGACGUCGAAUUGACGCAACUUCGGCACCAAAUCGCCGACCAAGCGGUUCUCGUCACCAAACUUGAAGAAGAUUUGGCCGCCGCCGUCGCUCGUCGAAAUAGUCAAGACAUAGAGGAUUUGUCGACGAUGGACAUGUUGGGAGCAGUUCACGACACCAAAAUGGACAGUGAAACUAACAGUGUGCUUACAAUCGUCUUAGCACAAAGGGAUCGCUUGAAACUGCGUGUAGGCGCUCUAGAAGAGGACCUAAUGGCUGAAAAGACCAAGCAGUCGGUGCUUCAAACAGAAAUUGAGAAAGUGCGUGACGACAACGUGAAGCUGUACGGCAAGAUAAAGUUCCUUCAAAGCUGUGGGAACAAGUCUUCUGAGACGAGCGUUUCACUACCAGAGGAGAGCAGCUAUAGUGCGCAGUAUGAACGUCAUUUGGAUCCAUUCCAACGAUUCGGACAGGCCGAAACGCAGCGGGUCUACACUCGUCUACCGAUGCACGACCGGGCAUCACUCAGUAUUGGAAGAGCGAUUAUGACGUCAGCAUCAGCACGAAUGACAUUCUUCUUCUACUUAGUUGUACUGCAUUUGCUCGUCUUCUUGGUAUUGUACCGCUUUGCCUACACGGAAUCGUGUGAACGCGACUUCCAGCAAGACUGUGUGGCGCGAUUCGAGCGUCAUAUGAGGGAACAUCAUCCGGGAAGCUCCCAUGGGUGA